AUGGCUACGGCGUCAGGCUCAGGCCUGACCCGCCGUCGAGGCGCGGGCGGCGCAUCCUCCACCGCGGCUGCAGCAGAGAACGGUGACGACGGCUCGCGCGUGGCAUCCCCCGUCCCCAAAAGCGCUUCUUCUGCCCCCGAAACCUCCUACGAAGCCGGCGAAAAUGGCCACAAGAUCGCAUUCGACCCUCGCGACAUCUCAGAGAACACCGAGCGCGCCAAACAGCCCAAGCUUACCCUCAUGGAGGAGAUCCUCCUCAUGGGUCUCAAGGACAAGCAGGGAUACCUGAGCUUCUGGAACGACAACAUCAGUUAUGCGCUGCGAGGGUGCAUUGUCAUUGAGCUGGCGUUUAGAGGGAGAAUAUCAAUGCAGAAGGAUAGCUCGCGGAGACGGUUCCCUCUGGCAGACCGGUUGAUUGAAGUUGUGGAUGAUACACUUACAGGGGAGGUUCUGCUGGAUGAGGCAUUGAAGAUGAUGAAGAGCAGUGAGAAGAUGAGCGUGAGCUCGUGGAUUGACCUCAUGUCAGGCGAGACCUGGAACCUGAUGAAGAUCGGAUACCAGCUCAAGCAAGUGCGCGAACGACUAGCCAAAGGUCUCGUGGACAAGGGCAUCCUUCGCACCGAAAAGCGCAACUUCCUCCUCUUCGACAUGGCAACCCACCCAGUCGCGGACGGCGGCGCAAAGGACGAGAUUCGACGUCGGGUCAGGAACGUGCUCACCAACAGAACCGUCGUGCUUCCGCCGUCCCAAUUUUUACCAGAAGAGAUGGAGUUCCGAUACUUGAGGACGGUAGCCAUGCUGUGCGCUGCCUACGCCGCCAACGUACUCGAAAACGCUUUGACGACUCUUGGGCACGAAGCACGCGAGCGAGCAUUUGCACAGGUUGACGAGCUGCUCGCUGAGUACUCGCAAUGGCCAUUUGGAAGACGUGCAGGUGGACCAGCUGCCAUUGGCGCCAACUUGGAUCAGGUCAUCCGUGAUGAAGUCAAUGGUGGAAAGGACAAGGAGCUGCAAUUAGAGGUCGUGGCCGCAUGUCUCAGCGUCUUCACUCGUCUCGACUCCCUGCUCUAA
Zasmidium cellare ATCC 36951 is the source of this 1071-nucleotide messenger RNA. RefSeq lists its product as uncharacterized. The record is from RefSeq and is a predicted model, not a curated record. Lineage: Eukaryota; Fungi; Ascomycota; Dothideomycetes; Mycosphaerellales; Mycosphaerellaceae. The transcript is spliced from 3 exons. Gene Ontology annotation, biological process: Golgi organization; Golgi to plasma membrane protein transport; Golgi vesicle budding. Gene Ontology annotation, cellular component: trans-Golgi network; Golgi cisterna; cytosol. Gene Ontology annotation, molecular function: phosphatidylinositol-4-phosphate binding. The coding region runs from base 1 to 1071 and encodes 356 amino acids.